Molecule: messenger RNA, 2150 nt
Organism: Aspergillus eucalypticola CBS 122712
Lineage: Eukaryota; Fungi; Ascomycota; Eurotiomycetes; Eurotiales; Aspergillaceae
Product: beta-N-acetylhexosaminidase
Exons: 1
Coding region: 263-2068 (601 amino acids)
Biological process (GO): carbohydrate metabolic process; glycosaminoglycan metabolic process
Cellular component (GO): membrane
Molecular function (GO): beta-N-acetylhexosaminidase activity
Source: RefSeq, a predicted model, not a curated record
UUCAAAUUAGACUCAAUAUUGAUUACAAAGUACGUACGCCGUAGUAACUAACUGGUUACCUGCGGCAACUAUGUCAACUAGAACAAGAUAGCUUCGCAUCAUCAUUCCUGUUCAUUCAUGCAUUCCCCCUUUCAUGGUAUCUCCCUGCAUCCAGCCACCGCUGAUCCUUAUCCUCUUUGCUUCUUUAACCCCAAUCUCCCCACCAUGAUUCUCCGCACUCUUCAUCCGCCCUCGCUUUGAGUGUCGACACUAAUUCUCCGUCAUGCUGCUUGAUCAUCUCUGGCUGGCGUGCCUCACGUUGCUCGUGGCUGGGGCCGCUGCCGUCAAGGUCAAUCCCUUACCAGCUCCACGAAACAUCACUUGGGCUUCGUCGGGUCCUAAGCAGCUGGCCGACUUCGUUAGUCUCCGUACCUCCCGGGACACUUCCGAUUUCAUUCUGGCCAAUGGAUGGAAUCGUGCCUGGAAUUCUAUCGUCUCCCUACAAUGGGUACCUGCAGCAACCGAAGGUCCCGUGCCGUCUUAUCAACCCUUCCCCACCGGUACGGCCGGGGCUACUAAAAGGUCCCCGCAAGCACUGCCAUCACUCCAAUUUGUUGAUGUGAACGUGUUGGAUGUUGCCGCAGAUCUUCAGCAUGGGGUAGACGAGUCUUACACCCUGGAGGUCACCGAGAGCUCUACCUCGGUGGUCAUUGAGGCUCCCACCGUGUGGGGGGCGCUCCAUGCCUUUACCACUCUCCAGCAGCUGGUCAUCUCCGACGGACAGGGUGGUUUGAUCAUCGAACAGCCAGUUAAGAUUCAGGAUGCACCGCUCUAUCCUUACCGGGGUAUCAUGCUUGACACUGGCCGAAACUUUAUCUCAGUUAACAAGAUAUACGAGCAGCUGGACGGCAUGUCUCUUUCCAAAUUAAAUAUUCUACACUGGCACAUGGAAGAUACCCAAUCAUGGCCCGUGGAGGUUAAUGCCUAUCCAGAAAUGAUUUAUGAUGCCUACUCUCCUCGCGAAGUAUAUUCGCAUGCUGAUAUGCGCAAUGUCGUGGCCUAUGCGCGAGCACGUGGUGUACGGGUCAUCCCCGAGAUUGAUAUGCCCAGCCAUUCCGCCUCUGGGUGGAAGCAGGUCGACCCCCAGAUGGUAACCUGCGUGGACUCCUGGUGGUCCAAUGAUAAUUAUGCCCUGCAUACCGCGGUAGAGCCCCCGCCCGGCCAUAUGGAUAUUAUUUACAACGGCACGUAUGAUAUAGUCCGACUGGUCUAUAAUGAGCUGUCCGAAAUCUUCCCAGACAACUGGUUCCAUGUUGGGGCGGAUGAGAUCCAGCCGAACUGUUUCAACUUCAGCAGCUACGUCACUGAGUGGUUUGCGCAGGAUCCGUCGCGAACUUAUAAUGACCUAGCCCAGUACUGGAUUGACCAUGCUGUGCCGAUCUUCCAGAACUACAGUACCUCGCGGCGACUGGUCAUGUGGGAAGAUAUUGUACUAUCCACAGAACAUGCACAUAAUGUUCCCACGAAUAUCGUGAUGCAAAACUGGAAUAAUGGCCUGGACUAUAUCAAUCAACUGACUGCCAAGGGCUACGACGUGAUUGUAUCAUCAGCGGAUUUUAUGUAUCUGGACUGUGGGAUAGGAGGUUUUCUCACAAAUGACCCUCGCUAUGAUGUAAUGAAUAAUCCCGAUGCAAGCACUCCCAACUUUAACUAUGGUGGCAACGGAGGCUCGUGGUGUGCGCCGUACAAGACAUGGCAGCGGAUCUAUGACUACGACUUCACACAGAAUUUGACCGCUACCCAGGCUCAACACAUUAUAGGCGCAGAGGCACCGCUCUGGUCAGAGCAAGUGGAUGAUGUGACGGUAUCCAGUCUAAUUUGGCCGCGUGCCGCUGCGCUGGCGGAGCUGGUGUGGUCUGGGAAUCGUGAGAACGGGCAGAAGCGCACGACGCUGAUGACCCAGCGCAUCCUGAACUUCCGCGAGUAUCUAGUGGCCAACGGGGUGCAGGCGACAGCCCUGGUCCCCAAGUACUGUGUGCAGCGUCCGCAUGCCUGCGACCUGUACCUCAACCAGAGUGUGAUCCAGUAAACGGGAUGGUAAGAGCAGCUGGCAGCGUAGUAUCUAAGCUGACAUAUGGGAUCGAUGUGUAAAUAAUAUAAGUUGCAGGCGA